CGCUGGCAGUGAGGGACGCGGUGCAGCGCAGGGCACCGCCCAGUGGUCGCUGGGGUUGCUGCCUUGCCCCGCGGCUGCUGCUGCACAGCGUAUGCCGGAGGAUGACACGGGACGUGGAAGGAGGACACGGCUGUUACUGGGGGUUCCCUGGGGGCCGCAGGACCCCUCGCAGCCAGCGGAGCUUCUGCCACAUCCACGUAGCCGAGCACCUGUCCUGCCUCGGCCCCACCUCCCUGGGCAGCCGAUGGCCGGUGCUGGCCCACGGCCCCCGGUGAAGACGAGAUGGGGAAACCGCGGGGCCUCUUCUGCCCUUUUCCUCUGGGAUAUCCCCCUUCCCAGCUUUCCAAGGGGUUUCCCAUCUCCCGGAGUCCUGCCCUCUGCUCCAGGAGCACGGGGGUCAGUUUAAUGAGUUAACGCUGGCGCAGCAGUUCUGGAGGGAUAAGUGCUGUGUAAGCACUGAGGCUCCCGUUUUGGGCUUCCAGCGGCCCGGCUCCGCUGCCCAGAGCACCGAUAACCGCCCGGGGCACAAAGGGCCGGCUCAGACCGACCCCUGAGGGCAGAGGGGACUCUAUGAAGAGACAGUGAAACUCCAGCCUUGGAGCGAGGCAGCUCAAGUGGCCGAGGGGGUGGUGAGGGCAGGGGCAGACUCUCGGCAUGGCUCGGCCAAGCAGGAUUUUCGCUAGGGAUCCCCUGGAUGAGGAGCUGCCCGUAUUUCCCGUGAGGGGAGCAGGAUGAUGGCGUGGGCGCUCAUGGGGACACUCCGGCAGUGCCCAUCUCGGUGCUGCGACCCUGGAGCCAGCCAAGCUGCCGCUAACGCACGGAGCAAGGCCAUCCAGAGGCAUUUCCUGCGGAGCCAGUGCUGCCUGGCUUGGGGUCGGGGCAAUCCUGAGGGUCUGCGGCUUCUCUGCUCAGGUUCAUGUUACAGAUGGCCAAGAACCAGCCCCCAGCAGCACCCCCGGCCCGGGUCUACACUGAAGCUGGGAUAGCACUGGCAGAAACUUCGUAACACAGACUGGGAGUCCCCAACAGCCCAGGGCCUCCCGGACACUGCCAUUUGCACAUGUGCUCCUCACACGGGGGCUGCCGGAGAGAUCCACGGCUGCGGCUGCGUGUGCAGGACGCGGGGAGCGGUGUUUUCGGGGCGAGGAAGGCUCCGUGUCCAGCCUAGAGCUGAGGUGGCCAGGCGAGCCGCUGUCUGUGCCGGUGCUGGCAGCCAGCCGGGCUCGGCGGGACACAGACCUGCAUCCUCCCCGUCCGUCCCGCUGUCUCCUCCCAGCUGUGAGCCCGCAAGGAGUGGCAGCUGGGGGCUAUAUAAAGGCAGGGAAACCUCAGCCAGCUCAAGAGAAAGUCUUGGAGCGGGUGGUGUUCUCCCUCCUUCCUGCCUUCACGUGAAUCAGCUUCCCCACGCCGGGAGCCGAGGACAAGCCGCGCUGUGCGAGAUGGCUGCCGGUGGCUGCCUCCUUCUCCUUCUUCUACCCUCGCUGGUCGCAGCCUUGCACAGCCCUCCUGGCUGUAAGAUCCGGAUUACUUCCAAGGGGCUGGACCUGGUGAAGCAGGAGGGGCUGCGCUUUGUGGAGCAGGAGCUGCAGAACAUCACCGUGUCAGACCUGCAUGGGAAUGAGGGGCAGUUCCAGUACAACAUCAGCCAGGUCAAGGUGACAGACCUGCAGCUGGCCUUUUCAGACCUGAACUUCCAGCCCCAGCAGCACCUUGUCUUCAACAUCAACAAUGCUUCCAUUAGCCUACGCUUCCGCAGGCAGCUGCUCUACUGGUUCUUCUACGACAUUGGGUCCAUCAAUGCCUCUGCGGAUGGUGUCCACAUCUACACAGUGCUGCAGCUGGCCAAGGACGAGGCUGGGCGCCUCAAAAUCUCCAAUAUGACCUGCAACGCCUCCAUAGCAAGAAUGCAUGCUGGCUUCUCUGGCACACUCAGGAAGGUCUAUGAAUUUCUGAGCACCUUCAUCAUCACGGGGAUGCGCUUCCUUGUCAGCCAGCAGAUCUGCCCAUCCCUGGAGCAUGCCAGCCUGGUGCUGCUGAACUCUUUGCUGGACACAGUGCCUGUGAGAAACUAUGUGGAUGAGCAUAUCGGGAUUGACUAUUCCCUCCUACGGGAUCCGUCCAUCUCCACUGACACCCUUGAGCUUGACUUCAAGGGCAUGUUCUUCCCCCGGGUGAGAGAGGAUCAGGAGCUGGAGAACCACGCGGUGGAGCCGGUGAUCAAGGAGACUGAACGCAUGGUUUAUGUUGCCUUCUCUGAGUACUUUUUUGACUCAGCCAUGCACUCGUACUUCCAGGCAGGAGUACUGACCAUAGAGCUCCAGGGGGAGAAGGUUCCCAAGGACCUGGAGGUUUUGCUGAGAGCCACAUUCUUUGGGACCAUCUUCAUGCUGAGCCCUUCUGUGGAUGCUCCGCUGCGGCUCGUGCUGCAGGUCUCUGCUCCCCCCCGCUGCACCAUCAAACCCUCGGGGACCUCAGUCUCUGUCUCUGCUUUCCUGAACAUCUCACUGGUGCCCCCGGACCGCCCACCUGUCCAGCUCUCCAGCAUGGCCAUGGAAACCAAGCUGAGUGCCAAGGUGUUUCUGCAAGGGAAGGCGCUGCGUGUGCAGCUGGACCUACGACGGUUUCGCAUCUAUUCCAAGCAGUCAGCGCUGGAGUCGCUUGCGCUGUUCUCACUGCAGGCCCCACUGAAGACCCUGCUGCAGCUGACCAUCAUGCCCAUCAUUAACGAGAGGACAAAGAAGGGGGUGCAGAUCCCACUGCCCGAAGGCAUGGACUUCACCAGGGAGGUGGUCACCAAUCACGCGGGAUUCCUCACAGUGGGAGCUGAUCUCCACUUCUCCAAGGGGCUGCGGGAGGUGAUUGAGAAAUACCGCCCGGUGCCGACUGCCGCUGCCUACUCCAGCUCCCGGCCCUCAGAGCCCAGCCUGGACCCCAGCUCACUCUAGCUCUCCUCCCUGGACCAAGGGCAGAUCCCGGGCUGGACCCAUAGACUGUAGGUAGGAAGCAGCUUCCCUGGUACCACCAGCACAUUGUCAGGGUAUCUAGGCCCUGGUGGGGGCGCAGCAAGGUGGAGAGGGUGCUCUGGGAAUCCCUGCUGCAGCCCUGCUCAUCACACUAAUAAACCACCUGACUUCUAA
This is a messenger RNA of Vidua chalybeata, 3137 nucleotides long. It is a transcript of the gene PLTP, whose product is annotated as phospholipid transfer protein. The record is from RefSeq and is a predicted model, not a curated record. The coding region runs from base 1440 to 2945 and encodes 501 amino acids. The transcript has 16 exons. NCBI's taxonomy places the organism in Eukaryota, Metazoa, Chordata, Aves, Passeriformes, Viduidae. Gene Ontology annotation, molecular function: phosphatidylglycerol binding; phosphatidic acid transfer activity; diacylglycerol binding. Gene Ontology annotation, biological process: ceramide transport; high-density lipoprotein particle remodeling; phospholipid transport.